Messenger RNA from Leptopilina boulardi, 999 nucleotides. RefSeq lists its product as uncharacterized. The record is from RefSeq and is a predicted model, not a curated record. The transcript has 3 exons. Lineage: Eukaryota; Metazoa; Arthropoda; Insecta; Hymenoptera; Figitidae. The coding region runs from base 1 to 999 and encodes 332 amino acids.
AUGUUAGACACUGUAGGAGUAGCAAUUAUGUCCCUUGAAGAUUUCGAUGAAACAUUCGCCAGCAUAGGAGCAAAAUUAGAAAUUCCUAAAGGAAAUGGGCCUUAUGUUUUUCGUGUACAUGGACAAGUGUAUCAUAAUACAUAUGCCCUUCAUCCCGAUGGUGAUGACAAUCAAAAAUAUGGUCAGUUGUACAUUAUUGCCACUAAUGAAGCAGUACUUGAACGAUUAAAGAAUAAAUCUAGUAAGAAAUGUUUAUCAUCAUUAACGGAAGAAAUAGAUAAAUUAUUAAGGGGAAUUAAUCCUUAUGCUAAAGCUUUUAAAAUGAUGAGAGAGGUAGAAUUAGAAGAAGAAGCACUAGCAAAAUCUAAAAAUGAGCCUAUAAGGAAUAUUCAAAUGUGGAUUAAACGAGACAGAUCAUUGAAUCAAAGCAAAUUUAAUGUUCCAUCUUGUAGUGAAGUAGCACUUGUAUUUCUUAGCGAAGAUGGUGAACCUCCUAUGGAACGUGAUAUAUAUAUACACCCAAAAGGUUUAAAGAGUAUUCCAAUAUCUAGUCUUAGCGAAAAUGUUGAUCCCAUGACAUAUCCUUUAAUUUUUCCUCAUGGUGAUCCUGAAUGGACUGUUAACCUUAAGCAUACUCAAGGUGAUGUCUGGUCGAAAGUAGUUGGUAAACGUUUAAAAUACAUUCGUUUAAAACAAAAAAAACUCCGAGCGGAAUUGUAUUGUGGAUUAAUGGAUUAUCUUCCGAAUAAAGCAAAAGAGGAAAAUGUUCGACUUGGAAAAAUGAUUAUUUUACCUUCGACAUUUAUUGGAGGGCCACGUUGUUAUCAAGAAUGUUUUAUGGAUGCUAUGCGAUUAGUUCAAGAAUUUGGAAAACCAAAUUUAUUUAUUACCAUGACAUGUAAUCCAAAAUGGCGUGAGAUUACAGAAAGUUUGUUGGAUAUUGAAACUGCAUCUGAUCGUCCGGAUAUUGUGACUAGAGUUUUUCAACAAAAAGUUUAA